Messenger RNA from Acytostelium subglobosum LB1, 381 nucleotides. RefSeq lists its product as hypothetical. The annotation marks the transcript as partial. The record is from RefSeq and is a predicted model, not a curated record. NCBI's taxonomy places the organism in Eukaryota, Evosea, Eumycetozoa, Acytosteliales, Acytosteliaceae. The transcript has a single exon.
CAUUAUUCAAUCAUUAUUGAUAUAAGAGCUGAAUCAAAUGAUUACCAUGUGACUGGAGUUGAGCUUCAUUUGGUCAAAAGCAACGAAGAUAUAUGUUAUCUCUGUGCAGGCUACCGAACAAGGUCUCGUGAAACAUUUAGAGUCACUUUACUUGGUCGAGCAAAGUCAGAGUUGCCUAUGGUUGAUGCUUUACAACGACAAUAUCUACUUGAGAGUACAGACCCAAACAAUUUGGUGUCCUUUGGUUCAAAGGUAUUUAGUAACUUUAUUCAGAAUGAAUGUAAUGGUAAAUCACAAUGGAGUUCCCAAGCCAAUUGUCAACGCUUUGCUCGGUACCUGGCCAAUGAGCUUGGUUUGAAUUGGCCUCAAUACAUAUCCCUG